Messenger RNA from Symbiodinium sp. CCMP2592, 588 nucleotides. NCBI's taxonomy places the organism in Eukaryota, Dinophyceae, Suessiales, Symbiodiniaceae. The record is from the annotation of a GenBank genome assembly.
AUGGCGGUCGGCUACCUCUUGUGGUACGCUAUGUUCAGACCGCCGAGCACCAGCGUCUGCUUGCAGGAUUACCACGCGAAUCUCGAGAGUGUCCGGGCAAACGUCUCGGCCGUCGUCGCAGAGAAGUCCUUGGCGAAUGCAUCCCAGGCGAAGAUUGACUGCUUCUUGGCGAAGUACAAGGCCAUCACUUUCGACCUUGCGAACUAUUCUGACGAUCCCGUCGCCUACCAGUGGAAGAUGCAGAUUGGGAGCAAGGGGCAGAUGUCGGAAGUCUUCGCCGAGCGCCGGCAGAUGAUGUCUGCAGACAACUACCGGCAGCUCUACGACUUGCUGAAUGCUGAUGGGGUGUGGGCUUUCUUGUACUCCCGUUACUAUCCCGAUGAAGUUCAGGAGGAGCUGAUGCAGGUCGAUCUUCGAGAGACGUCCAUGAUGGUCACGAUGGUGAAAAUGCCAGAGUGCAUCGAUGAGAUGGUCGACACGUACCGUUUCGAGAACUACGAGAAGUAUUACUACUAUGCGAGCAAUGUGAAAGACACCGCUCGAAUGCACAAGGCCUCCGAAGAGGAGUGCGAGACGCCACCAGCCUAA